UCCAUUAGAAAUCACCUUAACACUCUGACAGACAGCGACAAGCCCCCGAAAGCAAAUGAGUUUGAUUUAUUUGGCCGUAAAGUCGUCGGGACCCGCACGGAGGACGUGUGUCCAGGCUGCGCUCUGUUCCUGCGGGAUGCGGCUCGCGGUGCGCGCGCUGCUGUGUUUGUGAGCCGGUCUGCGGCUGCUCCACUUUCUGCCCCGCGACACUUCCUUCCUCCUGCUGGAUAAUUUUACUCGCGUGUUGUGGUCCGACGGCCCGGGGAGAAGGAAGGAGGAGGAAAAAACCAACCCAAACAAAACAAGUGUGCUGGAUCGGCCCCCUGUCCCGUCAAGCUGCAGCAUCGGGGGAAACCGAACCACUGGCCUGAGCUGGGUGGAGCAGUGACCGCCUGUAGCAUGAUGUCCUACCUCAAACAGCCCCCCUACGGCGUCAACGGCCUGGGACUGAGCGGGGCUGCCAUGGACCUGCUGCACCCCUCUGUGGGCUACCCGGCGACCCCCCGGAAGCAGCGGAGGGAGCGGACCACCUUCACCCGCUCGCAGCUCGACGUGCUGGAGGCGCUGUUCGCCAAAACCCGCUACCCGGACAUCUUCAUGCGCGAGGAGGUGGCGCUGAAAAUCAACCUGCCGGAGUCCAGAGUGCAGGUGUGGUUCAAGAACCGGAGGGCCAAAUGUCGCCAGCAGCAGCAGAGCGGCAGCAGCGCCAAAGCCCGGCCGCCCAAGAAGAAGUCGUCCCCGGCCCGGGAGAGCACCGGCUCGGAGAGCAGCGGCCAGUUCACGCCUCCCGCCGUCUCCAGCACCGGCUCGUCCUCGUCCUCGUCCUCCUCCACCAAUCACACGGGCCCGGCGGCGCUCAGCAGCACCUCUACCUCCAUCAGCACCGUCUCCUCCAUCUGGAGCCCGGCCAUCUCCCCCGGAAACGCCCCCGCCCCCGCCGUGGCGCCGCUGCCCGAGCCGGGGCCGCCGUCUAACGCCUCCUGCAUGCAGCGCUCCAUGUCGGGCUCGGCCGCCGCCGCCACCUCCUACCCCAUGUCCUACAACCAGACGCCGGGCUACGGCCAGGGCUACCCGGCCCCGUCCGGCUCCUACUUCAGCGGCGUGGACUGCGGCUCCUACCUGGCCCCCAUGCACUCCCAUCACCACCCCCACCAGCUCAGCCCCAUGACGGCCUCCUCCAUGUCGGGCCACCCGCACCACCACAUCAGCCAGUCGUCGGGCCACCACCACCACCACCACCACCACCAGGCCUACGGCGGCUCCGGCCUGGCCUUCAACUCCUCCGACUGCCUGGAUUACAAAGAGCAGACUGCAGCCUCCUCGUGGAAGCUCAACUUUAACGCCACAGACUGCUUGGACUACAAAGACCAGGCCUCCUGGAGGUUCCAAGUCUUGUGAUCAGGCUUUUUUUUUUUUGUUGUUGCCCUCCCUGCUCGCCUGCUCCCUCUUCUUUUGAGUCCCAGAUUAGCUUAUUGCUUGUUUUUAAAGACAAAAAGAGUUUAUGAACCGUGAGAUAGCAGCAGGAACGCUCAGCAAUCGGACUUUGUUUUAUUCUUCCUCCCCGUCCUCCUCUUCAAAAAUGAAAAUAAUGAAAAAAAAAAGGAGAGAGAGAGAGAAACAGUGCUCGAGUCCUGCCCAGAGAAACCAUCAGGAGCGUCGAAGAAAGGGUUUUAAAGUGGGAUGAUCUUUAACAGAACAGUUUUUCACAAAGAAGAAGAAGAAGAAGUCAUUUCAAGCAAACUGCUCGGACCACCAGCUGUCUGGAUGGGAGGAAUACUUUCCCUCUGCUGCCACAGGAACUGCUGCAGCUCUUUACCUCCAACCCAAUCAAAUCCUGUAUAGUUUUUAUUUCUGAAAUUUGUUAUUUUAGGAUGACAGAGAUUUUUAGUCAGCGACGCUGAGGAGCUGAAAUAUGUAAAUAUGUAUUUGGGUCAGUUACAGUGACCAUGUUUAGUUGGUGUUUUUUUUUCUUGAAUUUAAAAUUGUUUAUUACCACUUUGGGAGUUAAAAAAACAAGUAAAAAAAAAACUAUGUAAAUCUUUCCAAAUAUUCCAAAGAGAACAAAAAUUGGCCAUAAAGUUCAGCUUUUUAUAUACACUGUUUUACUCAGAAAAAAAAAAAAUGUUUUGGCAAUUUGAAAUGUCUUGAAAAUCUCUAAAUCUAAAAGUAUAGAUGCAGAACUACUCUGGCGGCUGUCCAGGGGACAUUUUGUUUUCCGAAUAUUAUUAUUCUAAUUAUUCUUCUUCUAGCCUCUACGUUUUGAACCCAGACCUCCUCUCUCGGGCAUUGUCGUGACACUGGACAUGUUUGAACCGCAGCACUUGGCUUGAUAUUGGAGUCAAAGCAUUUUAAACACUGGAGAGGAAAUGUGGAUUUUU
This is a messenger RNA of Salarias fasciatus (jewelled blenny), 2378 nucleotides long. RefSeq names its product orthodenticle homeobox 1 (gene otx1). Bases 400 to 1398 code for a protein of 332 amino acids. Gene Ontology annotation, biological process: regulation of transcription by RNA polymerase II; multicellular organism development. NCBI's taxonomy places the organism in Eukaryota, Metazoa, Chordata, Actinopteri, Blenniiformes, Blenniidae. The record is from RefSeq and is a predicted model, not a curated record. The transcript has 4 exons. Gene Ontology annotation, molecular function: DNA-binding transcription factor activity, RNA polymerase II-specific; RNA polymerase II cis-regulatory region sequence-specific DNA binding. Gene Ontology annotation, cellular component: nucleus.